Molecule: messenger RNA, 1347 nt
Organism: Debaryomyces fabryi
Lineage: Eukaryota; Fungi; Ascomycota; Pichiomycetes; Serinales; Debaryomycetaceae
Gene: ERG13
Product: hydroxymethylglutaryl-CoA synthase
Exons: 1
Coding region: 1-1347 (448 amino acids)
Biological process (GO): acetyl-CoA metabolic process; ergosterol biosynthetic process
Molecular function (GO): hydroxymethylglutaryl-CoA synthase activity
Source: RefSeq, a predicted model, not a curated record
AUGACUAGACCGCAAAACGUUGGUAUCAAAGGUAUCGAAGUUUAUAUUCCUUCACAAUGUGUUAACCAAACAGAAUUAGAAAAAUUCGACGGAAUUGCUGCUGGAAAAUAUACGAUUGGGUUAGGACAAACCAACAUGUCAUUCGUCAACGACAGAGAAGAUAUUUACUCUUUAUCGUUGACCGUUUUGUCUAAGUUGAUUAAGAACUACGGUGUUGACACCAACCAGGUUGGUAGAUUAGAAGUUGGUACUGAAACUUUGUUAGAUAAGUCGAAGUCGGUGAAGUCAGUGUUGAUGCAAUUAUUCGAAGGAAACAACGACAUUGAAGGGAUUGACACCAUCAACGCUUGUUACGGGGGUACUUCUGCUGUGAUGAACACCGUUAACUGGAUCGAAUCGUCCGCAUGGGAUGGAAGAGACGGUAUUGUUGUCUGUGGUGACAUUGCCAUUUAUUCGAAGGGUGCUGCUAGACCUACUGGGGGUGCUGGUGCUGUUGCUUUGUUGAUUGGUCCAGACGCGCCAAUUGUCUUUGAUUCCACCAGAGGUUCUUACAUGGAACACGCUUAUGAUUUCUACAAGCCAGAUUUCACCUCUGAAUACCCUAUAGUCGAUGGACACUUUUCGUUAGCAUGUUACGUCAAGGCGGUCGACCACUGUUACAAGAACUACUCCAAGAAGGUCACCAAAGACGCUGGUAAGACUGUUGGUGUUUUUGACCACUUUGACUUUAACGCGUUCCACGUUCCAACCUGCAAGUUGGUCACCAAGUCUUACGCCAGAUUAUUGUACAAUGACUACAGAGCCGAUCCAUCUAAGUUCAAGGACUUGAUUGAUGAAGAAACCAAGAAGUCUAUCGACGGUUUAUCUUACGACCAAUCUUUGGUCGACAAGAACUUGGAAAAAUUGUUUGUUGGUUUAGCUAAGGAACAAACCAAGUCGAGAGUCCAACCAAGUUUGAAUGUUCCAACAAACACCGGUAAUAUGUAUUCUGCAUCCGCAUGGGCUUCAUUAUCCUCUUUGUUGUACUACGUUGGUUCCGAACAAUUGCAAAACAAGAGAAUCGGUAUUUUCUCAUACGGUUCUGGUUUAGCAUCUACUUUAUUAUCUGUCGUUGUUAAGGGGGACAUUUCUAAAAUUACUAAGAAUUUGGACUUCGACCACAAAUUAUCUGAAGGUAGAGUUACUAAGACCCCAGAACAAUUCAUUGAAGCUAUCGAAUUGAGAGAAAAGGCACACUUACAAAAGUCAUUCAAGCCAUCUGGUAGUACUGAAACUCUUGCCAGUGGUACCUAUUAUUUGACUGAAAUCGAUGAUAAGUUUAGAAGACAAUACACUAAAAAGGAUUAA